CCCAGCGUGCGGUGGUGGCCGCAGUCGCUGAGGGCGGGGUUGCUGCGCCCUAGUAGAUAGCGCCGUGGUUCGCCGCUGCCAGCCUGCCCUGCCUUCUGCCUCUUCUUCACGUGGGGGGAAUUGUCGGCCGCGGGAACCGCCUGGGUUCCUCCGGGUAGGUCCUGCCCGCAGGUCUCGGGCAGCGUUUGGUAAUAAAAUGAGCGAAGUAAUGCAAACUGAUGAGAAAACAAUUUGUGUUCUCCUUAGAGUGAGUGGCACAUCACAAAUUCAGUAUCCUUUUGAAAGACACUGCUACAUUUACUGGUGCAAUCAAGACUCAGCCUUUGGUAGUAUAGAUCAUCAGUAGAAAAACUUCCUGAAAGAAGAAAUUGUUCGAGAGAAAUUUGAAGGCAGCAAAAUAGAAGACAGAGAAUUGACAACAGAUGCAGAGGAUAGCGUGGAAAUUUUACUUCAUUCAUUUGUUUAACAAAUUUAUUCAGCAAAACUUUGUUGAACACCUGUUCUUGCUAGGUAUUAUCCUAGGCAACAGAACCACAGCAGUGAACAAAACAGACAAAAAUCUCCUGCCCAUGUACAACUACAGCUGAUGAUGUCUUCCAGUUUCAAUAUAUUUAGAGUUGGCAUCUCUUUUGUCAUGAUGUGCAUUUUUUAUAAGUCAGCAGUAGACUCUCUAUCAGAACUGAGUCCUCAGAAAUAUUUCAGUACAUUGCAACCAGGAAAAGCCUCCUUAGCUUAUUUUUGUCAAGCUGAUUCUCCAAGAACCUCUGUAUUUCUUGAAGAACUGAAUGAGGCUGUUAAACCUCUCCAGGACUAUGGAAUUUCAGUUGCAAAGGUUAAUUGUGUCAAAGAAGAAACAUCAAGAUACUGUGGAAAAGAGAAAGAUUUGGUGAAAGCAUAUUUAUUCAGGGGCAACAUCUUACUCAGAGAAUUCCCUACUGAUACCUUGUUCGAUGUGAAUGCCAUCGUUGCUCAUGUUCUCUUUGCUCUUCUUUUUAAUGAAGUAAAAUAUAUUACCACUCUGGAAGACCUUCAGAACAUAGAAAAUGCUCUGAAAGGAAAAGCCAACAUUGCAUUCUCCUAUGUAAGAGCCAUUGGAACGCCAGAGCACAGAGCAGUCAUGGAAGCUGCUUUUGUGUAUGGGACUACGUACCAGUUUGUCCUAACCACGGAAACUGCCCUUUUGGAAAGUAUUGGCACUGAGGAUAUCAAAAAUGCACAUCUCUACUUUUUUCAUUGUAAACAAGUCUUGGAUUUGACUGAGCAAUGUAGAAGAACACUGAUGGAACCACCACUGACUACACUGAAUAUUCAUCGAUUUAUUAAGACAAUGGAAGCACCCCUGCUGACUGAAGUUGCUGAAGACCCUCAACAGGUUUCAACUGUUCAUCUCCAACUAGGAUUACCACUGGUUUUUAUUGUUAGUCAGCAAGCGACGUAUGAAGCUGAUAGAAGGACUGCAGAAUGGGUUGCUUGGCGUCUUCUGGGGAAAGCAGGAGUUCUACUCUUGUUAAGGGACUCUUUGGAAGUGGACAUCCCUCAGCAUGCUAAUGUGGUCUUCAGAAGAGCAGAAGAGGGAGUGCCAGUGGAAUUUUUGGUCUUACAUGAUGUUGAUUUAAUUAUAUCCUGUGUGGAAAGUAAUAUGCACAUUGAAGAAAUACAAGAAGACGAAGAUGACAUGGAAAGUCCAGAUAUGGAUAUUCAAGAUGAUGAAGUGGCAGAAACUGUUUACAGAGAUAGGAAGAGACGGUUACCUUUGGAACUCACGGUAGAACUAACAGAAGAGACGUUUAAUGCGACAGUAGUGGCUUCUGAUAGCAUAGUGCUUUUCUAUGCUGGUUGGCAAGCAGUAUCCAUGGCAUUUCUGCAAUCCUAUAUAGAUUUGGCAAUUAAAUUGAAAGGCACAUCCAAUAUGCUGCUUACUAGAGUGAACUGUGCAGAUUGGUCUGAUUUAUGUACUAAGCAAAACGUUACUGAAUUUCCUGUUGUAAAGAUGUAUAAGGAAGGCAAGAGCCCAGUGUCUUACCCUGGAAUGUUAGGAACGGAAGAUCUCCUAAAAUUUAUCCAGCUCAACAGGAUUUCAUGCCCAGUGAACAUAACAUCUGUCCAAGAAGCAGAAGAAUAUUUAAGUGGGGAAUUAUAUAAAGACCUGAUCUCCUACUCUAGUGUGUCGGUGCUAGGACUAUUUAGCCCAAACAUGACAACAGCAAAAGAAGAUUUCGCUGAAGCAGGAAACUACCUAAAAGGAUGUGUUAUCACUGGAAUUUAUUCUGAAGAUGAUGUUUUGAUACUGUCAAAUAAAUACGCUGCAACCCUUCCCGCCCUGCUGCUGGCCAGACACAAAGAAGGCAAAAUAGAGAGCAUUCCAUUAGCUAACUCCCCUGCACAAGACAUAGUUCAAAUAAUAACAGAUGCAUUACUGGAAACAUUUCCAGAAAUCACUGUGGAAAAUCUUCCCAUUUAUUUAAGACUUCAGAAACCAUUACUUAUUUUAUUCAGUGAUGGCAGCAUAAAUCCUCAGUAUAAAAAAGCAAUAUUGACGCUGGUAAAUGAGAAACACUUGGAUUCACUUACCCCUUGCUGGUUAAAUCUAAAGAAUACUCCUGUUGGAAGAGGAGUCUUGCAGGCAUAUUUUGAUGCUCUGCCUCCCCUUCCUCUUCUUGUUGUAGUCAAUCUGCAUUCAGGUGGCCACGUAUUUGCAUUUCCUUCGGACCAGGCUAUCACUGAACAAAACCUUUUAUUGUGGCUGAAGAAACUGGAAGCAGGACUUGAGAGUCACAUCACAAUUUUACCUGCUCAGGAAUGGAAACCUCCUCUUCCUGCUUAUGAUUUUCUAAGUAUGAUGGAUGCUGCCGCAUCUCAACAUCCCACAAGGAAAGAUCCUGAGUGUACAAAAGAAACAGAUGCACAGGAGAAUGAUAAAAAACAUGAAGAUAAAUCAGCAUUCAGAAAAGAACCAAUUGAAACACUGAGAAUAAAGCAUUGGAAUAGAAGUAAUUUGUUUAAAGGAGAAAAAUCAUUUAAGCAUGAUAAUAAAGAGUUAUGAUGCUCUAAAGAGUUAUGAGCUGGUUUCAUAGGGCUGUGGAGAGCUUUACAAAGUCUUUUUAGUUUAUUUGAUAGAUUGAAGAAUUUAUUAAAAAAUAAUAUUAAAUCAUUUCAAGUUUCUAGACCAGUUUUGUCCGAUGGAAAUAUAAUGUGAGUCAUAUAUGUAACUUAGAAUUUUCUAGUAGCACAUUUAAAAAAAUGAAAAUGAGCAGGUGAAAUUAAUUUUAAUCUUUCACCCAGUAAGUAUACCAAAAUAGCUCAGUUAACAUAAAAAUUAUAAUGAGAUAUUUUACAUCCUUUUUUUCUAUCAAGUCUUCAAAAUCCAGUGCAUAUUUUACCCUUACUGUACAUUUCACUCCAGAGUAGCCACACAUGGCUAGUGACUGCUGUAGUGGAUAGCUCAGCUCUAGACAAAAACUGGUGUACUUAAUUUAACUUAGUUCUAACCAUGAAUUAGAAUAAAAAUGCAACUCUAGUUUAAUCACAGUCAGUUCCACAAUGGUAUCACACAGCUGGAAAUUGUAUUUGUUUUGUUGUAGACAUGAUGUUAAAACCAGUGUUUUUAAACCAGGGAGCAGUUUUGCCUCCCAGGGGACAUCUGGCAAUGUCAAGAGACAUUUUUGCUUGUCAUGACUAGGGUUGUUACUGGCAUCUAGUUGGUAGAGGCCAGGAAUGCUGCUAAACACCCUAUCAUGCAUUGGACAGCCCCUCAUGGCGAAGAACUAUCCUGCCCCAAUGUCACUAGCACCAAAGUUGAGUAACCCUGUGUUAAACUAACCUGUGGUAAAAUGUUCUUGUUUUGCUCAGUUAUGUCUGAAAAAAUCUCGAAUAUUAGAGAUAAAUAUUAGGUGGUCUUAUCCUGAUUAUUAUCUGGACACAACCAUGUCUUUUAUUAUAAAUUCAUUUUUAUAGUAUUUUUAAAAGGUGAUGAGAUAACUCUAAAAAGGACUCAGAAUUUUAUAUAUAUAUAUAUAGUUAUAUAUGAUAAUAUAUAUCAUUUAAUUAUAAUUUAAUAUAAAUUAUAAAUUUAUGUAAUUAUAUAUAACUGUAUAUAAUUGGUGUGUGUGUGUGUAUAAAGGUAUAUGAGAUAAAGAUAUAUAUGUGUAAAGGUAUAUAAGAAAAUCUUAAAACCUGCUCUUAAUUCUAUAAGUUAUAUUGCUAAAUUGAAGAGGACUUAGACAUUCUGCUAUCCUCUUCACAAAAAGAGAGGCUCCCUCCUCUGAACCAUGUGUGAAAUCUACCUUUGUAAGAUUCGGACAAAUCAAUUGGUCUCCCUCAUCUAUCUAAUGAGAGGAGAAGCCAUAGGGCCUCAUCUAUAUAAUGAGGGAAAAAUCAGCCAAAGAAUUAAUUUUUAUUCUAAAAGCACUUACUUGUCAGACUGAUCUGUUUGUAGCAGUUGUCUCAUUUUCACUCCGUGCAUUUUUUUUUUUUGAGACAUUUGUUGAGAACAUCCUACUUGGUGCUCCACUGUAUUUCUCCCUUUUAAUACCUAAUAUCUUGUUCUUAAAAUUUUCUGCACAUACAGUUUGCCUAAUACAACUGAGUUCAUAAUUGGAAUCUAAAAAAGCAAAAAUAGCUGUAUUUCAUUCUAAAUAGAUCACUUGCUACUGUUCACACCCCUUCCUUGAUAUUUUUUCUCUAGCAUGUAAUGCAUAUUAUUUCAGUUCAUUCUCAUUUGUUUUGAUUUCUAACCUGGGAGAUAUGAGAAUGAACUGUAAAUAUAGUUUGUAGUCAUAAAACAUUAUUAACCUAACCAUUAGAAAAUGCUAAUUAACUAUAAGCACACAGAAACAUGAAGUUGAUUAGUUAUUGUACCAUAGCCAGCAGUUCUGACAGUUGUUAAUAACAUGUUCUCAUAAUUUUAAAUAAAGUAUCUGGA
Molecule: messenger RNA, 4921 nt
Organism: Zalophus californianus (California sea lion)
Lineage: Eukaryota; Metazoa; Chordata; Mammalia; Carnivora; Otariidae
Gene: TXNDC16
Product: thioredoxin domain containing 16
Exons: 22
Coding region: 587-3043 (818 amino acids)
Source: RefSeq, a predicted model, not a curated record